Molecule: messenger RNA, 828 nt
Organism: Diversispora eburnea
Lineage: Eukaryota; Fungi; Glomeromycota; Glomeromycetes; Diversisporales; Diversisporaceae
Source: the annotation of a GenBank genome assembly
AUGAAACUUCAGUUAAAGGUGACUCUUUUCGGAGCCGCUGGGAAUGGCAAGUCUUCUAUAGGCAAUAUGUUACUUAGUGGUAAUAUAUCAGGGCCCUUCCCAGUUGUCGAUACUCCAAGAGGGUUAAAUGUAGACGGGCAUAUUAUGCAUGCUUCUUCAGAAAGAUAUAUGGUAUAUGAUAUGUCCGGAGUAGGUGAAAUUUCUUCGAGUAAUAAUCCUCAUGAGGAGGUCGCCGAAUCAAUUAAAAAUUAUUUCUCAAGAAAGCGUACACCUCUCAACUUUAUAUGUUACGUAGUGAAAGAGGGAAGAUCUAAAUUAGCUGGCGUACAGAGUACGUUCUCGUUAUUUAAAAAAAUUUUUAAAGGAGGCGAAAAAAAUUUUGUUAUCAUCAUUACCGAUAGUUCACAAGAAUGGGUUGACAGAUGUAGAAAUGAAUUAGUAAAUGAUUUUGGAAAUUAUCCAAUGAUUGGAGUCGACUUUCCCUUUCAUAAGAAAUUUGAUGACCGUAUACAAGAAGAGCUAAGAAAGAGAAGCAUAAAUCACUUAAACACACAACUUUUAAACUUAAGACAUGCAUGUACUGAAUUUCAGAUUAACAACACAUUUGAGACAAGAGAGGAAUAUUUUGCAGAAACUGUCGCUCAAGUACCAGUGUUAGGCAAUGCAUAUAGACUGCUUUCUUCUGGUGCUUAUUAUGUGGCAGGAAGGGCGGAUAUGUCAAAAGAACGACUUCCAGAAGGGCCUAUUAAAGGGGUUGCGAAACUGGUUUUUGAUGUAGGGUAUACGGCUAUUAUAAUUUGCGGAAAUACCUGUGCAAUUAUCGAAUGA